GAUCUUUUAGAUGCACCUUCUACACUUUGGCAACUACCGUCUCUCUGUGGGGAAACCUUUAUGUAUAUAUUUAUAUUGUUGUGUGUGUGUGAGAGAAAGUGAGGUAGAGUUUAUAAGUUUUCUUGGUCAAAGUGAUUUUUCUCACGGUCCCUUGAGAUGUUAGAAUUGGGUUAAAGAGCAUGAGAUUGUGGUAGUCUUCUAAUAGAAACAGAGUGUGGCUGUAUCUUGGAAGAUUGUUGGGUGUAGCGGGAUUUAGAUGUUAAAGUCCAUUCUUGAACAAAAUGACUACGGAGUUUGUGGAUUUGGUAAUUGGUGGUAAUACAAGUCUAGAAUAGUUUAGUUUUUAGCAGAGCUAAACCAAGCGUUUUAAUGGUUAAGCUGGGCUUGGUUAUUGUAUGAAGUUGAUGUUUAGGGUUUUGACUUUUAUGGAUUUUGUGGUGGUGGAUUUGGACAAGGCAAAUGAAGCUGAGCGUAGCUGUCUAGAAGAGAGUACAAGUAUAUUUGAAGGAGUUGAAAUCCAAGAGCCUUAUGUGGGCAUGGAAUUUGAUUCUGAAGUAGCUGCUAGAAAAUUUUAUGUUGAUUAUGCCAGACGGGUAGGAUUUGUUGUACGCAUAAUGCAAAGGCGACGUUCUGGAAUUGAUGGGAGGACUCUUGCUCGUCGACUUGGAUGUAACAAACAAGGAUUCUCACCAAAUACCAAGGGAGCACUGGGACCAGAGAAAAAGCCAAGACCUAGUGCCCGUGAAGGUUGCAAGGCAACUAUCUUGGUAAAGUUAGAAAAAUCUGGAAAAUGGGUUGUCACCAGAUUUAUAAAGGAUCACAACCAUCCUCUAAUUGCUACAGCUAAUGGAUUUGGCACAGUGGGUGAUAAAGAUAAGAAAAUUUCAGAACUUACAAUGGAGUUGGAACGCCAAGAUCAACUUUGUGCUUCAUACCGAGAAAAACUGCUCAGCUUCAUAAACAAUGUUGAGGAGGAGACACAUGAACUGUCCACAAAAGUUCAACUCGUUGUCGAAAAUGUAAGGAGAGCUGAAUCAGAAUUGAAAAAAUGUUCACUGAACAUAAAGCCUUGGUGCUUAACCUGAUUGUAUAAAUGAGAACGAGUAUAGUAAAUAAUUUUACUACGUAUAGGUCUCCUUUGUUUAUACAUCGAAAUCUGUUCUUUGCCUUCUCAAGAGGACAGGGAAAGAUUAUUGAGGGAAUGAAACCGUAAGGCUCCACAGUCACCAAACUUUUGCAGAAGAAAUGGAGUACACUAUCUAUUACUGCAUCCUUUGAAAAGGUUCAAAAUUUUCCACUUUAGUGUAAUGACUGUACAUUCUAUUAGUUAAUAUCUUUCCUGUUAGGCGUCUUACAAAUCAAGAUUUUCAGUUCAACCCAAAUUAAAGUAAAACUUCUCUAGCUUUACGGA
Messenger RNA from Vigna unguiculata (cowpea), 1411 nucleotides. RefSeq names its product protein FAR1-RELATED SEQUENCE 2-like. The record is from RefSeq and is a predicted model, not a curated record. NCBI's taxonomy places the organism in Eukaryota, Viridiplantae, Streptophyta, Magnoliopsida, Fabales, Fabaceae.